CAAACCACGAAGAUUGUCACCAUAUAUUUUUUUGGGUUUCAAUUGUCACUAUAUAUAUACCUACAAACUCUCACCUACAAAGCACACAACACACACACUUACUACUUUGAGUACUCAUAACAUCACAAAUAUGAAGUUAGACACUAUCAUUGCCUUAACCUUAGCUUGUGUCCUUGUUACCUCUUCGGAGUUCCCUAGUGUUGCUGGGGACGAUGUUGGAAGCGUGAUCGGUGCUUCUCUAUUUGAGCAAUUGUUGAAGCACCGAAACGAUCCAGCUUGUGAGGGAAAGGGAUUCUUUUCGUACAAUGCUUUUGUGACCGCUGCUAGAUCCUUUGGUGGGUUUGGCACCACGGGUGAUUCCAACACUCGUAAGAGGGAGGUUGCAGCUUUCUUGGCCCAAACCUCUCACGAAACCACAGGAGGAGCGGCAGGUUCAUCAGAUGGACCAUAUGCUUGGGGUUAUUGCUUUGUGACUGAAAGAGAUAAAUCCAACAAGUACUGUGAUCCCAAUGCACCAUGUCCCCAAGGAAAAUCAUAUUAUGGCCGAGGACCCAUUCAACUCACCCAUAACUACAACUAUGCUCAAGCUGGAAGAGCCUUGGGAGUGGACUUGAUAAACAAUCCAGACUUGGUAGCACGAGAUGCAGUGAUAUCAUUCAAGACAGCAAUAUGGUUCUGGAUGACACCACAGGGUAACAAGCCUUCAUGCCAUGAUGUGAUCACUAACAGGUGGAACCCAUCUGCAGCUGACAGAGCAGCUAAUAGAGUGCCAGGUUAUGGGGUCAUCACCAACAUCAUCAAUGGUGGGCUUGAAUGUGGGAAGGGUCCUACUCCUGCUUCAGGGGAUAGGAUUGGGUAUUACAAAAGGUACUGUGACAUUUUGGGGAUCACGUAUGGGCCCAACUUGAAUUGCAGAGAUCAGAGGCCCUUUGGUGGAUAAGUUGGGCUUGGACUUCUUGCUUGUGUUUGCCACAGGUUAAGUAGUAAUAAGAAUAAGAAUGUUGCCCCGUGUUCUGUGGUUUUCAAUAAACUUGUCUAUGUAAUGAAAGCUACUGUUGAGGGUAUUGCAAUAAUAAAUUAAAAAUUUACAGGCGCAUGCUGGCAAUAAUAAUAUGGUAAACGAUACUGCCAAAU
Messenger RNA from Cajanus cajan (pigeon pea), 1134 nucleotides. Its product is annotated as endochitinase. Gene Ontology annotation, biological process: cell wall macromolecule catabolic process; defense response to fungus; carbohydrate metabolic process. Gene Ontology annotation, molecular function: chitinase activity. Lineage: Eukaryota; Viridiplantae; Streptophyta; Magnoliopsida; Fabales; Fabaceae. The record is from RefSeq and is a predicted model, not a curated record.